AUGUCAGCGGACAAGGAUAUCGUUACGUUGAAGGAUCAAGAAGGAAAGAACAAGCUGAAAGUUUACUGUACAUUUUGCCCGUCAAAAAUGCUGAAUGCUGGUGCAGCCCGGCUGGUAAACAUCGAGUUUAAUCUACCCUAUAUACACCAUAAAGGAGAUGGUGAAGCUGAUCAACAGGAACUGAUAACCAAUUAUUGGUUGGUGGAGGAUAUGUACACAUUUGAAAAUAUCGGUGUUUCGCAUACGGUAGACCGCGUAAAAUAUUUAGCAUGUGCUGAUUGCGAGAGGGGACCAGUGGGCUGGCACGAUCUAUCUACGAAGAAAUCGUACAUUGCAUUAAAUAGAGUUAAGCACGAAUGA
Habropoda laboriosa is the source of this 360-nucleotide messenger RNA. It is a transcript of the gene strat, whose product is annotated as guanine nucleotide exchange factor MSS4 homolog. The coding region runs from base 1 to 360 and encodes 119 amino acids. NCBI's taxonomy places the organism in Eukaryota, Metazoa, Arthropoda, Insecta, Hymenoptera, Apidae. The transcript has 2 exons. The record is from RefSeq and is a predicted model, not a curated record. Gene Ontology annotation, cellular component: membrane; cytosol. Gene Ontology annotation, molecular function: guanyl-nucleotide exchange factor activity; zinc ion binding. Gene Ontology annotation, biological process: small GTPase-mediated signal transduction; post-Golgi vesicle-mediated transport.